GAGAGAGAGAGAGAGAGAGAAUAGGAGACAGAAAGAGAGAAAAAAAACGAGAGUGAGAGAGUGAGGGAAAGAGUGAGGGCACUGUGGACAUGGUCAGCAUCCCAGCGCCGUUCCUGUGAUCAGUGCACAGUCUAAAGCCCGGGCCGGGCACUGGGAGCUGACCCUGACAGUCCCCCGGCCCACCGUCUCGUCCUAACACCGCUAUCAAUGCAGACACCAAGCUGCCUGUCAGUGCGACAGAGGAUGGCCAUUGUCAUCUGCCUCCUGCUUUCUGUCUACAUCCUUACAGGUACUCCGGCCUCCGGACUCGCAGGAACCCCGAUGCCUCGAGGUGCAGAGCCAUGUACCUACACAACGCCGACGGUCACACCACCACGCAUCGCAACAGAAAUUCAGCAAGUUCGCCUGAUGGAGGGUCCUAAUCGUUGCUCUGGAAACCUCGUAUUGACCUUGACGACAAUCCAAACUGUCCGCGUCUGUCCCCAAGGAUUCUCCGUGUCCGAGGCUGCUGUCGUCUGCAGGGAACUGAACUGUGGUUCCCUACACUCCAUAAGGAACGGCAACUUCUUUUCCAAUUUGACUCACAAGGUGUGGGAGCACACGGUCAAAUGUCACAAUAACGAGACUCAGUUGAAGGACUGCCACAGAGUCACAGAGACCUGUAAUUCAGCGGGCUCUGUAGGGAUUGUUUGCACAGGUGGACUCCAUGAAUUGCAGUUAAGGUAUGGUCCUGGCCGUUGUCACGGAGACCUGAUGCUGUACUAUGGAGGUGCCUGGCGCUCUGUGGGUGGUGCCAUCUCCCCCGACACUGCGGAGGCUGUCUGUGAGAUGCUGGGCUGUGGCCAUGCUGUGGAACUGGGAAUCCGUGCUGCCAUGAACCCACCGGUGGUGUCCGUUAAAAACCGGAUGUGCUUCCUUCCUCAACCAAGCAUCACAAACUGUGUGGAGAUUAUCCAACAGCCGAAUCCUGCAGGAAGAAGCCUGCGUUGCGCAGGCGGAGACCCCAAGGCGUUCCGGCUGGUGGACGGGCCCAGCUCUUGCGCGGGAACGCUGGAGGUUUUCCAGCGGGGCUGCUGGGAGCCGGUGUGCGCGAGCCAGUCCCUCAGUCUCACCCAGCAGACGGUGUGCCAGCAGCAGGAAUGUGGGCGCUCGGGCUCUGGCUGGAAGGGUCCUGGGCCCCGAGGCAGGAACCGGACCCUUUCCACAUCCUGUGUGCGGUGUCAGAGUCUCGGGCUGAGAAUGCUGAUGGAUAAUCAAACUCUCUGGGAUUGUAAGGAACAGCAGAUCCAUUUAAAGCAAAUGAACAUCUCCUGCCCAGAACCCCCCCACACGACACUGAGGGAGGACAGAAGAGGGUUGUCGGGAGGAGUGACAGCUUGCAUCGUCCUGGUCGUCAUCUUACUCCUGCUCCUGUUCCUGAGCUACGUCUGGAAACUUUAUAAACGUAACGGCAAACAAGUGUUCCAGCGUAAGCAGACUCAGCGCCAGUGGAUUGGACCCACAGGAGCAGCGAGCCAUGCAGUCUCCUUCCAUCGAAACAACAACGCCAACUUCAGACCAGUGUCCUCCCAGAGUGCGAGCAGCAACGUGUACACAGACGGACCGCCGAAAGACACACUGUCUGCCUAUCCAGCUUUAGAACGAAGGGCCAACGCCCCGCUCAAUCUCCGCGACAAUUCUUCGGACAGUGAUUACGAUUUCUUCGACACCCACGGCCAACGGCUAUAGAUCCACAGCCCUCCUCCCAGGUGGGGCGCAGGGAGCUGGGAGAAAGUUCCGGAGGGGAUGGGCGCUUUCAAGAUCGAGUUGCCUGGGGAGCCACCCUGGACGUCGAACGGGGUUGGAGGGGGGUGGGGAAAGGGGGCGUGCACUGACCCCAAUCGCCUGCGCCACGGCCAGACCAAGACCGGGAGGUCAGUUUGAAGACGGACUGGUCUCGCACCCUUCCUAUCGAUUUGCACGACGUCCCAAGACCCUCCCCCCACCCCCACCAACCCUGUGUCCGAGUUGGCUAUUGCAGAACGACAGCACAAAGGACCGAACUUCGGAGGGGAUGGUUUCCCGGCAACGAUCUCUGUACCUCCCUAAUCGGCACAGGAGGGAACACCCCAAUAAUUUGCCCAUCCCUCGAUCCUUUCAGCUCCCCGACUGGUCAGCUGCAGGAGCAGCGGGAUAUGUGUGGGCCAAAUCUCAGAACACUGUCUGAUACGAUAUCCGUGAGUAACCUGAAGACAAACUGAGCAGCUACUUUCCCCGACUCUCACCGGUCAGACUCAGAAUGAACAAAUUCUCUCUCUCUCUGUUAUUAACUGAUGUGAAUUAAUGCUCACGCCAUCUCUGCAAGAUGAUUGCAUUUUGGAAGAUCCUUUUCUGUUUGCUGAGACAAUGCAGAUGUUUUUCACUUGGUUGGGCUGGGCAGAGUGCAUUUGCCGGGAGGCCGUUGUCUUGAAGGGUUGAGAUUCCCCACAGUGUGGAAACAGGCCCUUCGGCCCAAUAAGUCCACACCGACCCUCCAAAGAGAAACCCACCCAGACCCAUGCCCCUCUGACUAAUGCACCUAACACUAUGGGACAAUUUCCCAUGGCCAAUCCACCCUAACCUGCACAUCCCUGGGCACUAUGGGACAAUUUCCCAUGGCCAAUCCCACCCUAACCUGCACAUUCCUGGGCACUAUGGGACAAUUUCCCAUGGCCAAUCCACCCUAACCUGCA
Messenger RNA from Hemiscyllium ocellatum (epaulette shark), 2711 nucleotides. RefSeq names its product scavenger receptor cysteine-rich type 1 protein M130-like. The transcript is spliced from 12 exons. Lineage: Eukaryota; Metazoa; Chordata; Chondrichthyes; Orectolobiformes; Hemiscylliidae. Bases 208 to 1728 code for a protein of 506 amino acids. The record is from RefSeq and is a predicted model, not a curated record. Gene Ontology annotation, cellular component: plasma membrane. Gene Ontology annotation, biological process: T cell costimulation.